Molecule: messenger RNA, 1415 nt
Organism: Xiphias gladius (swordfish)
Lineage: Eukaryota; Metazoa; Chordata; Actinopteri; Istiophoriformes; Xiphiidae
Gene: barx1
Product: BARX homeobox 1
Exons: 4
Coding region: 344-1090 (248 amino acids)
Biological process (GO): regulation of DNA-templated transcription
Molecular function (GO): DNA binding; DNA-binding transcription factor activity, RNA polymerase II-specific
Source: RefSeq, a predicted model, not a curated record
GCGGCGCGCACACGGCAAAGUGGGCAUGAACCAGGCCGGGCUCGGGCGUUUUUGGUCAGAGGUUUGCUCCCGGCCCCAGAUCUCCUCUCCGAAAAGAGCCAAGCCUGGCCCGAAGUGACACGUAAGAUACCGCAGAGGACACGCAGAGUUGCGGAGAGGUCUGGGCUGCCCGUGUCCGUCGUUUUGCUUGCUCCAGAACCUGAGGAUAACUUUGACCCACGGCGCUGAUCUCCGGACUGUACAGGCACCACAGAGGGAAUAUGACAGCCAGCCUGGGCCUCUGAGGGGAGCGAUCAUCGGUGUGAGCACUUGGUGUCUGUUAAAGUGACCGCACAGCCAGACUAUGCAGCAUCCUCUGGACAUGGGGGCGCAUUACUAUCCUCCGGAAGUUCACCCCGACCACAGAACUCAUCGCUACAGGAGUUUCAUGAUCGAGGAGAUCCUUACUGAUCACCCGGAGCACAAAGCGUCGGCUCCGGCCGGGGAGCUCCUCAAAUUCGGGGUGCAAGCUCUGCUGUCCGCCCGGCCUUUCCAUAACCAACUGGUGCUAAAAGCCGACCAGGCGAGCCUCCUCAAGUUCCCCAUGUCCCCCCUGUCCUGCUCGCUGGGCUCCCCGCUCGGCCCCCCGCUGCUGUCCGCGGCGCCGGGCCUGCAGGUCGGCGCGGCGUCUCACCACCUGCCGCUGGACCUGCACCUCCGCGGGAAGCUGGAGCACGGGGCCGACGGCGGCAGCAAAACGAAGAAGGGCCGCCGGAGCCGCACCGUGUUCACCGAGCUGCAGCUCAUGGGCCUGGAGAAGCGCUUCGAGAAGCAGAAGUAUCUCUCUACGCCUGAUAGAAUAGAUCUCGCGGAGUCUUUGGGUCUGAGUCAACUGCAAGUGAAAACGUGGUACCAGAACAGAAGGAUGAAGUGGAAGAAAAUUGUGUUGCAGGGCGGAGGCCUGGAGUCCCCGACUAAACCCAAAGGCCGUCCAAAGAAGAACUCCAUCCCCAGCAGUGAGCAGCUCUCUGAACAGGAACGGUCUGUGGCUGACGCUGACCGUCAGUCUGAGGGCUCAAGCUCUCACUCAGAAAACACUCAGGAGGAGUGACUGGGGCCUCAGCCCGCAGAUAAUCUGACUCUGUACGUGCAGGACCUCGGCGACACUCACCCUGCAUCUUUUGGAUGGGAACAGACUCCAUAUUGGUAUGGAGAAGAUGUUUGCCGAUACCCCCUCGUGCAAACCAAGGACUUGCAGGCCCCGCCAAUACGGACACAAGGCAACAUCUUCCAACAGCCAUGUGUUUUUGUCAUAGCCCUACCGCGCAUUCCCUCAUGAUGAACUUGCUGGUGUUGAGGAGGGAACUCAAACCUUUGCAGUAGGUCUACCCUUUAUAUUCUAAGGAUCCACUCUCACUCAUCUGUUUUGCAUUCCU